GUAGAGAAGUCUCACUCUUUGCGAUUACUAGGUCUUGGUGCCGACGAAGUGGAACAGCCGGAUUAUCGGAAGGUGCUGCAGCUUGCGAACGCGUUCACGGCAGAAAAAUCGAAGAUUCGUGCUUUGAUGUGGAAUCUGGAUGAUGCGUAUUUUCCUGAAACGGUGCCCACUUCUCUUUCAGAUGAAGAAGAAAAUGCGAUCUGCGUCGAUGUUCUGAACAAAGCUUGGGAAGAAGAGGACAAGUUGCAAGAACGCAAAUCCACACACUUUGCCACGACGGGUCAAUUUGUAUCGCCUGGUCUGUCGGGGCGCUUUGCUGAAGCACAGAAGAGACGGCAGCAAGAUCGGGAGGAUUACAGAGCGCAGGGGGCGCUAGAGAACUUGCAGACAUGUCAGCAGGUUCUCUAUGACUUGACGCUGAACAGUCUUGCCCCUUUACAACUGGAAGAAGAGGGUCGCAG
Molecule: messenger RNA, 461 nt
Organism: Amoebophrya sp. A25
Lineage: Eukaryota; Dinophyceae; Syndiniales; Amoebophryaceae
Source: the annotation of a GenBank genome assembly